This is a messenger RNA of Diutina rugosa, 879 nucleotides long. RefSeq names its product Zn(II)2Cys6 transcription factor domain-containing protein. Gene Ontology annotation, molecular function: DNA-binding transcription factor activity, RNA polymerase II-specific; zinc ion binding. The record is from RefSeq and is a predicted model, not a curated record. Lineage: Eukaryota; Fungi; Ascomycota; Pichiomycetes; Serinales; Debaryomycetaceae. Gene Ontology annotation, biological process: regulation of transcription by RNA polymerase II. Bases 1 to 879 code for a protein of 292 amino acids. The transcript has a single exon.
AUGAUGUCGCCCCCUCGAGCCCAGCGCAAGCGCCACCGCAACUCCCGCCUCGGGUGUGAUACUUGUAAGCGCCGCAAGGUCAAGUGCCUGGAGGACUUGCCCCAGUGCAAGAACUGCGUCAAGUACAAGGUCAAAUGUGACUAUUUGGAUAAGCGCCCUGAAGAGCUCGAGGCGAUCCGAUAUAAGGCGAUGAUGGAGGCGCGGUACGAGGCGCUGGCGCCACAACGGGCGCCGGCAACACUACAUCAACCAGCGAUAGCGCUCGCCCCCGGCGCUGGUGCCCCGCUUCCCGCAGUUGUCCCACCGCCACCGUCAGCAGCCAUUGCGGCGCCCCCCUCGGCGCCAUCAGCGCCAUCAGCGGCGGCAGUGGGGGCAUCCGCCGCCGCCACCGCCCCGCUGGUCUACCUCCCGCUGUUUCUGAUGCCGCAAGACCCGUUUGUACCCCAGCCGCAACAGCUAUACCCACAAAUCUACUAUAUGAACCCGAUGACGCUGUUUGCGCUGAUGCCACUCACCUCGCUGUUCCCGGCACCGGGAGCACCCCCUCCCGAGCCGCCGCCACCAGCAAAAUUGCCUACAACCACGCCCGCACCAGCGCCGGAAGUUGUGCCGGCAUCAGCGCCGGAAGUACCGGCACUACCACCACCACCACCAGGGGUUCCAAAACCCUCAGGCCCACCUAAGCUCCACCGCAACAAGCUCCCCAGCAGCACCUUCCUUCGCACUACGCUUGAUGCGCUUGAGUAUCGACGCCGCCGCGACGACAAUCAGGGGUUUUUUGACGCGAUGCUUCUACUGGCGUACGACGGUGACCGCCGCGCGUGGACGGCGGCGCUUGAACUCGGCCGCUACGUCGUCAGUUUGAAGCUACGGUCGUAA